Molecule: messenger RNA, 1976 nt
Organism: Brassica napus (rape)
Lineage: Eukaryota; Viridiplantae; Streptophyta; Magnoliopsida; Brassicales; Brassicaceae
Product: probable pectate lyase 5
Exons: 5
Coding region: 266-1798 (510 amino acids)
Molecular function (GO): pectate lyase activity
Source: RefSeq, a predicted model, not a curated record
CUUUAAGGAUUCUCUGUGCCUUCACACCCUAUCUCCAUCUCUCUCUCUCUAAACUUCCUUUCUUCUACUUGAAACAAACUAUAGAGAUUAGAGAGAGAGAUUAAGGAAACACACCUAAAUUCUUUUUGACCCUUGUUUAUUAUAUAAACCCAAGUUGCACAAUUCCCCAUAAACCCAUAUUUAAGAAAACUUCUGUUUCCUGAUUUGGCUGGUCUUUUUUCAGAAAGAAGAGAUAAAUAAUAGAGGGAGAGAAGAGGACAUUAUAAUGGUGGCUCAUAAGAGGGUCCAUCUUAGACCAACAUGCAUUUGCAUAAUCUGGUUCUGCCUCUUGGUCUCUCUCCCUCACCAUGGAAGAGCAUCUUCCUUCAAUCUUUCUCUCCCACACCAACACCCAUUCCCUGAACAUGUUGUUCUUAAUGUUCAAAGAAAACUCAACGACUCUCUCUCCAGAAGAAACCUCCUCACUUACCAACAAGACGACGCCACGGCCGCGUCGUCUCCGCCAAUACCUUCUUGCCUCACCGGAAACCCAAUCGACGACUGCUGGCGCUGCGACCCAAACUGGUCGCAAAACCGCCAGCGCCUCGCCGACUGCUCAAUCGGCUUCGGACAAGGCACGCUCGGGGGCAAAGGCGGCCGCUUUUACCUCGUCACCGACUCCUCCGACAACGACGCGGCGAACCCACUUCCCGGAACCCUCCGCCACGCCGUGAUACAGCCGGAACCUCUCUGGAUCAUCUUCUCCGGCGACAUGGGGAUCACGCUCCGGCACGAGCUCAUCGUCGGGAGCUUCAAGACGAUCGACGGGCGAGGCACGAACGUCCAGAUCACCGGCCACGGGUGCCUGACGAUACAGCAGGUGAGCCACGUCAUCAUCCACAACGUCCACAUUCACCACUGCAAACCCUCCGGGAACACUCUCGUCGCUUCUUCGCCGACGCACGUCGGGUUCAGAGGAGUCUCCGACGGUGACGGGAUCUCGGUCUCGGCUUCGCACCACAUUUGGGUCGAUCACUGCUCUCUCGGGUACUGUUCCGACGGACUCAUCGACGUCAUCUUAGCAUCAACGGCGGUCACAGUGUCCAACAACUACUUUCAUCACCACGACGAAGUUAUGCUCUUAGGUCACGACGACAGGUAUACGGCGGACUCGGGGAUGCAAGUGACGAUUGCGUUCAACCAUUUUGGGGAGGGGCUAGUGCAGAGAAUGCCACGGUGUAGACAUGGUUACAUCCACGUGGUGAAUAACGAUUUUACUGCAUGGGAGAUGUAUGCAAUAGGUGGAAGUGCUAACCCUACGAUCAAUAGUCAGGGUAACCGUUACACCGCACCUAUUGAUCCCAAUGCUAAAGAGGUGACGAAGCGUGUGGACUCAAACGAGAAACACUGGGGGAAAUGGAACUGGAGGACGGAGGGAGAUGUUAUGGUUAACGGAGCGUUUUUCGUACCGUCAGGUGACGGAGUGAGUCCGGCGUACGCCCGAGCCACUAGUCUUCAGGCAAAGACCGCUGAUGUUAUUGACCAGCUCACGGUCAAUGCCGGCGUUUUCGGCGAUCCCAGUGGAAGAAACGGGCAAGGAGGAGGUUUCCCCGGAAUCACGGGCGGUGGUGGGACCGUCACACGCGGUUACAGUAAAGGUGGACCCGGAGGCGGUAGCAGCGACAGCGAUGAUGGCAUUUUCACAAUGAUAUUCGGUAGCAAUUCCAGUGCGGCGGCGGUGGCUUUGAGGCCGAGACAAGUCUGGUCAAUUGUAUUCACUAUCAUCUUACUUUGGUAUUUUCCACACCAUAGGAGAUGACAACUUCAUUAUUGGUUCAAGGGGUUCCACUAUUUAUUUUAACGGUAUAAAAAGCUAUGAAAAGAAACCAAAAAAUCGAAUAUACAUACAUAUUAAAAACAAUAUAUAGAGUUAUAUACCACACAUGCAUUUGCAAGUUGUAGAAUAUUGCGGAAAUAUAUAAAGAAAUUUUAUUCUU